This is a messenger RNA of Onychomys torridus (southern grasshopper mouse), 1269 nucleotides long. RefSeq names its product cone-rod homeobox (gene Crx). Gene Ontology annotation, molecular function: RNA polymerase II cis-regulatory region sequence-specific DNA binding; DNA-binding transcription factor activity, RNA polymerase II-specific. NCBI's taxonomy places the organism in Eukaryota, Metazoa, Chordata, Mammalia, Rodentia, Cricetidae. The record is from RefSeq and is a predicted model, not a curated record. Gene Ontology annotation, biological process: regulation of transcription by RNA polymerase II.
AUGCUUCCAUGUCCACCAGUGUACAGGUAUCUUCCAAAAGACCCAGCAAUUUCUAGAAACUUAAGGCUGCAUACUCCCCAAGUUUCUUCCUUGUAUCCAGAUUCUAAUCUGCCUUCAAAUGCACCUACAAAAACAGCUAUCCAGGUUCCUCAAGAGCCUACAAGCAACUUAAGUCUGCAAAUGUCUCAAAAUCCCCUAAUGCACCCAGGAAUUCCAAUGCAAUCAAGGUUCCAAAAUCAUCUAUCAUCUGUAAACCAACUGGAUUCCCAAGGUUCCCCAUUUCAUCCAGGAACACCAAUGCAAUCAAGUCUCCAAUGGCAUUCAUAUCCUGAAAGGAGCCAAGGCCCCCAAGUAUCCCCAGGACAAUCAAUGAUAUCAAGUAUUCCAAUGCAACCAGAUUUCUCAACACAGGAAACUAUAUCAGUGUACCCUAAUGACCAGAUGCCCUCAAGUUCCUUUGUGAGUUCUGGUUGUAAGGGUUCACUAGGUCUUAUGGUGCCUUCAGAUAAAUAUGGUGACCAGGAAGUUCGUCCUAAGGCUAAAAAGAUUCAACGGAAGGAACGCACUGUGUACUCUGAGGAACAAAAGCUCCUCCUCCAAAAGUAUUUUGAUCAGAACAGUUAUCCAAGCCCGGAGCAAUAUGAAGAACUGGCACAAAAGAUUAAUGUGACCAAGUGUGAGAUCCAGACCUGGUUCAAGAAUAAACGUGCUAAGCACAAACAGAUGAAUCUAAAAAAGUUGAAAAAACUGCUAGAGUCAAGUGGAAGCUCAAAAGAUGUUUCUGUGUCUACUCAUUCAAGUCAAGAGCCCAAGUCUCCAGGCACAUCUACUAUGGCCUUCAAAUCCAAACUCAACCCCAGCCUGGAAGCUUCUCUCCAUGAUGAUCAGGACAUAAAGGAUGCUGGGUGUAUUCCCCAAGAGGACUCCCUUGAAGUUGCAGCUCCGGACCCUGGUCAACCCACUGUAGUUGAAGGUCAGCCUGAUCCAGCAAUGGCUGAAGGGCCAGCCUCAGUGAAAUCUCCUGUUCCCACCACAGCUGGAGCUCCUGACCUUGGUCUACUCAUAUUAGGUGAAGUCCAGACUGACAGUUCAGUGGCUGAAGAGCCAGCCUCUGUGGAAGCUCCAGUUCCCAGCACAGCUGCAGCCCAAGGGCCAGAUGAUGCUCAACACAUGUGUCUAUAUUCUGAUCAGCUCUGGCAUUGGAUAAGUGAGGAUCUGGACACAUGGAAAGACUCACAGUCUCAGUUACAUCCCGAGUUCAAACAAUAA